AAAUGAGUCAGUGGGGGCAGCUGCUGUCAGAGUGACUCGUGUCUUGGUGACCCAAGAUCAUGAAAACAAGUCAUUCUGCAUCCACAAUACCGGAAUUUCCCACAACUCUCGGACCUCUGAAGAACCUCCUGAACUUUGACUGGUUUCAAUUCCACAAAGACGUGUCUCCCGCUCUGUGUCUCGUUCCUCUGCAUUCCUUUUGUGACGGCUUCCACGCUGUACACUUCAGUCUCUCUGGAUCAGCAGCUGGUUAUUUUUUUAGGACCAGACAUUUUGUUUCGGAAUGAUGCUUCUCUGGUGCUUAUUUUUGAUGGUUCCUAUGAUGAGCUUUCUGCGGGACGUCCGUGUGUCCAGUUGUGAUACAACCUGUGCAGAUAAACCAGUUUUCACUCCAUCCAGUCUGGUGGUGAAGUUCGGUGACCCCACCUCUGCCAACUGCUCUGUGUGUGAGCUCGCUUGUGUCAACAACCAAUAUGGUGUGGAAAGCCCCGCGGGAGUCACGAGGAAGGACGGAACUACGAUAUCAUGGACAGUCGAUUCACUGACUGAGUGGUCGGUGUCGUCAUUGUGUUUCUAUAGUGAUGAUGCUGGUCACCAGUGUUGUACCUUCCUGCCUGUUACUGUCUACCAACCUCCACAAAAAGUGUCCAUCAGCGUUGUUAACCUCACUGGGCCGAUGUUGGAGGGGCGUCAGUACACUCUGCAGUGUACAGUAGAGCACGUGGCUCCUGUUAAGGACCUCCGUGUGACCUUCUACAGAGGACAGACAGCACUGGGUCAACCACAGUCCAUCAACAGCACAGGGACGAAACCAGUGACUCAGAUCUUCAGUGUGGACAUCAGCCCGGGUAGAGGAGAAGAUGGAGCUCAGUACUGGUGUGAAGCCAAGCUGGAACUGGGACCUGAAGGACCAAAGCUCCCUCCAGUGGAGACGUCACAAAACAUCACUGCUACUGUGCACUAUCAGCCUCAUCUGGAGGGAUCAUCACAUCCAGAUACAAUCAGAGUCCGGGAAGGAGAACUUCUACGACUGAACUGCUCGGCUGUAGCAAACCCCCCCCCCACGUACACCUGGACGUACCCGUCAGGGAGAAGGGAAGCCUCCCAUGCCGACGUUCUGACUAUCAACUCCACCACUGUGUCGGAUGGGGGGAAGUUCACCUGUUCAGUGGUCAACCUGCUGGGAAAUGUCACCAAGGAGUUUGACGUGGAGCUUCAGGCAAACCCCACGGGAAUCAUCAUUGGCGUCGUAGUUGCGGUUGUCCUUGUGAUCGUGGCCUCGGGCCUGGUUGCAUACUAUUGCUACAGACAGAAGCGGAUGGAUCAGUACAACGUGAAGGAGGUUUUUUCCCGCUCUCACUCGCGUCACUCUGCUGUUCCCACAGCGGAUUGAGCCCGUGGGCACGACAACGUGAAUGGACCUUCGCUUUGACCUUUCCUGUCAUUACUCCACUUAUAGCGUCAAUGUCAGAGAGAAGCAAGCAAAGAAAUACAUAGAAAACCAUUUUUAACCAUCAAAGUACAUUGUAACUUUUCCGUACAUUACUUGGUGCUUGUUUGGCCACUUGUGGCUGAAACAAGUUGUGCAGCCGGUGAACAUGCGGCUUUGCUGCUUCUCUUUGUUGUAUUUCAGUUGUGUUGCUCCCUACUUAGAGAUGUGUUUUAAAUAGAACAGCGACUGAGCGCUUGUGAGUAACCACCCACUGACCAACAGUUUCCGUGUGAAUGUAUUUGGUGUGAAUGCGUUUGUGUGCUUUACUGAUGCGCUACGUUGGUGACACUGAAAACGAGGCUUUCACGCAGGCGAAAGCUUUAUGACGAUGAACUGCACACUUGACCUUCUGUUAUGACGCAUACGCUUUUAUCUAUAUUUAUUUAUGCAAAUAAACAAUAACUUUGUACAACGGUGUGUGAAUGCUUGUGUGUCUGUGUUAGCCCUGCGAUUGGCUGGCGGGCCGAUCCAAGGUGGACCCCGUCUCUCGUCUGAACUUGUCUGGGAUGGACUCCAGCCCCACGCGGCCCCUGUGCAGGAUAAGUGCUGUGAAGAUGGAUGGAUGCGUGAGAUGCACCGCAUUCUCUUCUAUUGUUACUUUAUUGCAUGUUAAAGUUGUUGCAAAUGGAGACCGCAUACUAAAACACCACAAAAUAGAUGAACCUUACAAUAAUGAUAUUUAAGUUAUUGCAGUGAUCCAGUGGAAGCAUCUGAACUUCCCUCAGUGUGAGAGGUACUGAUGGAAGUGUGAGAUGCGAGUGUAGAUUUCCUGUUCAUGGGAUUCUUCACCGCUAGCCGAGCUUCCCCAGAACUUUGGGUGCUCUCUGAUCUCGGGGGGUUUUCAAGGGAAACUCCGUGCAGAGAUCAUGUUUAGAGGGAAGCGAGUAGAUGGACGCCGGAAAUGUUUCACUCCGGAUCUUAAUAACUACUGCUGCCCUCCUACGAGGAAGAAAAAAACCACUCCUUGACUGGAUAUAGAAAGGAAAACUAGGGAAAUAUAUUACUAUGCAUUUAUAGUUCAAGUGUAAUUUUGUUCUAGCGUAAGCGUGCAUGUUUAUAUUUAAAUACUUAACACCUCCUACGAGGAAGAAAAAAGCACUCGACUGGAUAUAGAAACUGGAAAAAUAUUGUCUUCUUCGCCAUCAGAAAACCUCUUGUGUUUUUGGAGUAUACUUCUCCUUAAUUUGAAUCUCUAAUUGUCCAAUUGUUGCUGUCAGAGUGACUCGUGUCGUGAUCCCGCCCCAAGAUCAUGACUAUAAAUCAUUCUGCAGCCACGACACCGGAAUUCACGACAGCUCACUUGCCUUCCUGAACUUUGCCCGGUGUCCAAUUCAGACGAAGUUGUCGGUCUGUCUCGUGUUUUGGUUCUAAAGGAAAAACGAGAAAACGACUGUCCACUUCCGUCCUACCGGUUAUGAUGAAAAACGAAAAAAGAGAAAAGAGUGUUUUCGUUUUCUAGUUCUUACGGUAAAACCCACUCGGCGUCUCCUUCCUUUACACUUUAGACUUUACACUUCAGUCUCUCUGGAUCACCGGCUGGUUAUUUUUUUUUAGGACCAGACAUUUUGUUCGUCUAAAAGACCUACUGGGAAUAAUGCUUCUCUGGUGCUUAUUUUUGAUGGCUGCUAUGAUGAGCUCUCUGCGGGACGUCCGUGUGUCCAGUUGUGAUACAAACUGUGCAGAUAAACCAGUUUUCACUCCAUCCAGUCUGGUGGUGAAGUUUGGUGACCCCACCUCUGCCAACUGCUCUGUGUGUGAGCUCGCUUGUGUCAACAACCAAUAUGGUUGGGAAAGCCCCGCGGGAGUCACGAGGAAGGACGGAACCACGAUUUCAUGGACAGUCGAUUCACUGACUGAGUGGUCGGUGUCGUCAUUGUGUUUCUAUAGUGAUGAUGCUGGUCACCAGUGUUGUACCUUCCUGCCUGUUACUGUCUACCAACCUCCACAAAAAGUGUCCAUCAGGGUUGUUAACCUCACUGGGCCGAUGUUGGAGGGGCGUCAGUACACUCUGCAGUGUACAGUAGAGCACGUGGCUCCUGUUAAGGACCUCCGUGUGACCUUCUACAGAGGACAGACAGCACUGGGUCAACCACAGUCCAUCAACAGCACGGUGACGAAACCAGUGACUCAGAACUUCAGUGUGGACAUCAGCCCGGGUAGAGAAGAAGAUGGAGCUCAGUACUGGUGUGAAGCCAAGCUGGAACUGGGACCUGAAGGACCAAAGCUCCCUCCAGUGGAGACGUCACAAAACAUCACUGCUACUGUGCACUAUCAGCCUCAUCUGGAGGGAUCAUCACAUCCAGAUACAAUCAGAGUCCGGGAAGGAGAACUUCUACGACUGAACUGCUCGGCUGUAGCAAACCCCCCCCCCACGUACACCUGGACGUACCCGUCAGGGAGAAGGGAAGCCUCCCAUGCCGACGUUCUGACUAUCAACUCCACCACUGUGUCGGAUGAGGGGAAGUUCACCUGUUCAGUGGUCAACCUGCUGGGAAAUGUCACCAAGGAGUUUGACGUGGAGCUUCAGGCAAACCCCACGGGAAUCAUCAUUGGCGUCGUAGUUGUGGUUGUCUUUGUGAUCGUGGCCUCGGGCCUGGUUGCAUACUAUUGCUACAGACAGAAGCGGAUGGGAGGAUCCAACACGCUUCACUCUGCUGUUCCCACUGAGGAUUGAGCCUGUUGGCACGACAACGUAAAUGGACCUUUGCUUUGACCUUUCCGGACAUUACUCCACUGAUGGUGUCUAAUGAACUAAAAUGUCAAUUUCACAGAGAAGCAAGCAAAGAAAUACAUAGAAAACUAUUUUUAACAAUCAAACGACAUUGUGACUUUUCCGUACAGCAGCAGAACGACUCGACGCUUGUGAGUAUCCGCCCACUGACUAACGGUUUCCGUACGAAUGUAUUGGGCGUGAAUGUGUUUGUGACACUGAAAAAGAGGAUUUCAUGCAGGCGAGCUGCACACUUGAACUUCUAUUAUGAUGAAUUAGCUUUGAUCUGUAUUUAUUUAUGCAAAUAAAAAACAUACUUGCAACUGUGCAAUGA
This is a messenger RNA of Gasterosteus aculeatus aculeatus (three-spined stickleback), 4536 nucleotides long. The record is from RefSeq and is a predicted model, not a curated record. NCBI's taxonomy places the organism in Eukaryota, Metazoa, Chordata, Actinopteri, Perciformes, Gasterosteidae.